GUAAGAGUCAUACUUCUACUGUUCUACCGUCUUCCUCGCUUCGCGCCGGCGCCAGCCCUUAAUCGAAAGACCUAGGGCUGUACCUUGCUUCACUGCAACUUGCUGAAGCCAUGGAUCCUCAACCUGAGCCUGUAAGCUACAUCUGUGGGGAUUGUGGGAUGGAGAACACUCUUAAACCCGGCGACGUGAUACAGUGCCGAGAAUGCGGUUAUCGGAUUCUGUACAAAAAGCGUACUCGUCGCAUUGUUCAGUAUGAAGCUCGCUGAAGCAAACUGUCGCACCAUGGCUGGCAAAUUGCUGGAAAACCAUCACAUCAUGGUCUUGAAGAUGGUUAUCAGUAUGCUGUCCAUAAAAUUGUGGAACAAACUGAUACUUGAACUUUGUCGUUAACUCUGCUCUUGUGGUUGCAUUUGUGUAAUGAUUGGUAUUGCAAGUGCCAUUUUGUGGGGACUUACAUAUGGUAAAAGAAAUUGAACUGUGAAGUGUGUGGUUUUGUUCUAGA
Messenger RNA from Neltuma alba, 502 nucleotides. RefSeq names its product DNA-directed RNA polymerases II, IV and V subunit 12. The transcript has 3 exons. Gene Ontology annotation, molecular function: DNA binding; zinc ion binding. Bases 111 to 266 code for a protein of 51 amino acids. Gene Ontology annotation, cellular component: RNA polymerase I complex; RNA polymerase III complex; RNA polymerase II, core complex. NCBI's taxonomy places the organism in Eukaryota, Viridiplantae, Streptophyta, Magnoliopsida, Fabales, Fabaceae. Gene Ontology annotation, biological process: DNA-templated transcription. The record is from RefSeq and is a predicted model, not a curated record.